Ilex paraguariensis (yerba mate) is the source of this 504-nucleotide messenger RNA. NCBI's taxonomy places the organism in Eukaryota, Viridiplantae, Streptophyta, Magnoliopsida, Aquifoliales, Aquifoliaceae. The record is from the annotation of a GenBank genome assembly.
AUGAGUUUUUUUUGGAGUUUACAAGAAAAUGAAAAUGUUGAUGAGGAAGAUGAAGAAAAUGAUGCAGACUUUGAGCUAGAAAUUGAAGAGGUGCUUGAGAGUGACCUUGAUGAAAAUACCAGGGAUAAGACCCAUGAACAGGAGUAUGAGGCAGUUGGUCGACGUCUAAAGACCAGGCAAAAUAGGCACCAAAAAGAUUUUUUUAAACACAAGAAAAAGCUGCUGGGACAGAUGAAUAGGCCACUACGCCCCCUCUUACUCAUUGGCCCAGCUCCAUCUUUCAAAUUUUUUGAUGGUAAAAGUUUGAUGCCUAAGAAUGCUCCACAAUGUCUGCUUUCCUCUGCAAAUAAUGGUCCUGUAAAUGGGUUUAGUCCUCAUCAAAUAGGCCAGUUGCAUGGCUUAAUAAAUGAGCAUGUGCAACUUCUUAUUCAGAUUUUUUCUCUAUGUGUUAGCGAGCCUGCUCGACAGCAGAUUGCAUCUGAACUUAGGGGAUUGAUUCAGUGA